CCUGAAUCCGUGUGCCUGGAGGUGUGCCUGCCUGCCUGCCUGCCUGCCUGCCGCUUCGCCCUGCUCCAGCUUCACUCAUGCUGCCGGAGCACGGCAUGCCCACAUGUCUGUCCGUCUGUGCCCAUGCCCGUGAGAAGAGAGGAGAGGAGGGUGGCGAGAUGCUCACGUCUCUAGGAGGUGCCGGCGGUCAAUGCCAAGUGUGAAAGCCAACUCUGCCGUCUCUGAGCUGCCGCAAGCGGACAGGCUGCCUCACAGAAUGCCAUCCUUCGAUGAGGUUCUGAAGGAAGCCGGGGAAUUCGGGAGAUUUCAAAAGAGGGUCUUUUUCCUCCUGUGCCAGACAGGAAUCACUUUUUCGUCCCUGUUCGCCAGUGUGGUUUUCCUUGGGCAGGCACCUGGUAACUACUGGUGCAGGAUCCCAGCGGCAGCUGAAUUAAGUGAACGAUGCGGGUGGACGCUGGAAGAGGAGCGAAACUUCACGGUACUACCCCUGAGCCUUGGGAACAGGUCCUCCAGUGGGGAGUGCGAGAGGCUGGACAUCUCCUGGGACACCUCUGCCAGCUGCAGGAGUCCUCCCACCUGCUACGGCAACUGCAGCACAGGCAACCUGCAGCUCACCGCAUGUCAUGAGAACUGGGUGUAUGAAAAGCCCCACUCAUCCAUCGUCAGUGAGUAUGACCUCGUGUGUGGCCAUGCCUGGAUGCUGGAUCUCUCACAGGCUAUCCUCAAUCUAGGGUUUCUGGUUGGUGCAUUCAUCCUGGGCUAUGCUGCAGACAGGUAUGGCAGAAUCCUGAUCUACCUGCUCUCCUGUCUUGGGGUUGGGAUAUGUGGUGUCAUAGUGGCAUUUGCACCAAACUUUACUGUGUUUUUGAUCUUCCGCUUUCUCCAAGGCAUGUUUGGCAAGGGAACCUGGAUGACAUGCUAUGUGAUUGUGACUGAGAUUGUUGGCUCUGAUCAGCGGAUCGUUGGGAUCGCCAUUCAGAUAUUCUUCACCCUGGGAAUUAUGAUCCUCCCAGGAGUUGCGUACUUGGUUCCCACCUGGCAGGGCAUCCAGCUGGCCAUUUCACUGCCCAACUUCCUCUUUCUGCUCUACUACUGGGUGGUUCCUGAGUCUCCACGUUGGCUCUUGACACGCAGAAAGGGAGAGAAGGCAUUAAAAAUCAUGCACAGUAUUGCAAAACACAAUGGGAAGUAUCUCUCACCACAUCACCUGCAGAUCACUGUUAGUAACAAGGAGGUCAGCAACCCCUCCUUUCUGGACCUGGUGAGGACUCCCCAGAUGAGGAAGAACUCAUUCAUCCUGAUGUAUGCCUGGUUUGCAAGUGCCCUGAUCUACCAAGGGCUGGUCAUGCGCCUAGGAAUUGUUGGAGGAAACCUCUACCUGGACUUCUUCAUCUCAGGAGCUGUGGAGCUGCCUGCUGCUCUCUUAAUUUUAGUGACAAUUGAUCGCGUUGGCCGACGCCUUCCCUUUGCAAUAAGCAACGUCGUGGCGGGAAUUGCAUGCCUCAUUACUGCCUUCUUGCCAGAAGAUGUGCCAUGGCUCAAAAUGACAGUUGCCACAGUGGGUAGACUGGGCAUCACGAUGGCGUUUGAAAUCGUCUAUCUUGUGAACACUGAAUUGUAUCCCACGACACUGAGAAACUUUGGUGUUUCCCUGUGCUCAAGUUUGUGUGACCUAGGUGGGGUCAUAGCCCCAUUCCUGCUUUUCCGACUAGCGGCUGUUUGGCUGGAGCUACCUCUCAUCAUUUUCAGUAUUCUUGCAGUAGUCUGUGGUCUCCUAGUAUUGCUUUUGCCAGAGACAAAGGGAAUCUCCUUACCAGAGACAGUGGAGGAUGUGGAGCUGUUCUCAAGUGGUUUUGGUGUAUGUGGCAAGAAGCAGAAGCGCCAGGACACCGACUCUUAUAUCUGACCUCUGAAGGACAGCAUUGAGCAUAGAGCCCUGUUCCUACACUGGGAACGACUUCUCCACCUGCCACCACUUCAAACUUUGCUGCAGAGUGUGCAUUAAGCUCCAUGUUCUCUUUCUCAGCAUAAGGAUGUUUAAAACAAGCAAUGUAUUUUUCUAUGAAGGUGGAAUAAAUGUGGUGUUUUUCUGA
Molecule: messenger RNA, 2093 nt
Organism: Pogoniulus pusillus (Red-fronted tinkerbird)
Lineage: Eukaryota; Metazoa; Chordata; Aves; Piciformes; Lybiidae
Gene: SLC22A3
Product: solute carrier family 22 member 3
Exons: 11
Coding region: 191-1906 (571 amino acids)
Biological process (GO): transmembrane transport
Cellular component (GO): membrane
Molecular function (GO): transmembrane transporter activity
Source: RefSeq, a predicted model, not a curated record